AGGAACAGGAAUACAUUGAUUUGAACAGUCCUUCCGAAGUUGCAGAUGAUGCACACCAAAAGGAAGACCAAAGGAACAAAAGCUUGCUAGAGAGGAAAAUGGAGGAAUUCCAAGGCUGUUUGGCAGAGCACAAUGAAAAGAUCCGGCUGAUUAUAUACCUGGUUUUAACAGCAGGCUUCGUUGCCAUAGUGAUUGCGGCAUGUGUUUUGAACUUCCACCGGGCUGUUGGGCUGCUGGUCAUCUCCUUGGUAACCGUAUUCUUCGUGGUCUGGGAUUGGAUGAUGGAACGCUAUGGUGACCGGGUGUGGGAGGAGCUCUAUCCUAUCAGAGACCUUCUCAGCAGAAACUGGUUUUGGAUCAGAUGGAUCAUAUACGUCUUACUGCUGGUGGCCGUGGUUUGCUGGCUUACACUGGACACAGCCAAGCGGGGAACCAGACAACUUGUGUCUUUCUUUGGUUUGCUUCUCUUGAUCUUAUCAAUGCUGCUGUUCUCCAAACAUCCAUUCAAGUGGUGUUGGCAAACUUUGCUAUGCGGCAUUGGGCUCCAGUUUGUCUUUGGUCUGCUGAUCCUCAGGACCACAGUUGGCUUAGGUGCACUGGAAUGGCUUGGAAAACAAGCAGAGAGUUUUAUGUCAUAUGCAGAUGUUGGCUCUAAGUUUGUGUUUGGCGCAAGUUACAUAGACCACUUCUUCAUCUUCAGGGUGAUGCCUAUAUUAGUUUUUCUAAGCUCCGUCAUCUCCAUCCUUUACUACAUUGGCUUCAUGCAGUGGCUCAUUUGCAAGAUUGGAUUCAUAAUGCAGGUUACCAUGGGAACGUCUCCAACAGAAUCAAUGGCUGCAGCUGGAAAUAUAUUCUUGGGGCAGACAGAGGCCCCUCUUUUGAUUCGUCCAUACAUCAGCCAGCUAACUCGCUCUGAGAUACACGCUGUGAUGACAGGAGGUUUUGCUAGCAUCUCCGGUACCAUCUUGGGAGCUUUUAUCUCCUUUGGGGUUAAUGCAACACAUCUGUUGACCGCAUCACUGAUGUCAGCUCCAGCCUCCCUGGCAAUCGCCAAGACAUUCUGGCCUGAGACCGAGAUCCCCAGUGCAACAGACAGUCAUGACCUCAAAAUGGACGAAGGAGACAGUACAAACGUGUUAGAGGCAGCAUCCCAAGGUGCAUCCAAUGCUGUGGGUCUAGUGGCCAACAUUGUCGUCAACCUGAUCGCCUUCCUGGCACUGCUGGCCUUUUUCGAUGGUGUGCUCUCCUGGCUGGGCGGGAUGUUGGACUGUCCACAGCUCAGCUUCUCACUCAUCUGCUCCUACGUGUUCAUGCCACUCUCAUUCAUGAUGGGUGUUUCCUGGGAGGACAGCUUCAUUGUUGCUGAGCUGAUUGGCACAAAGACAUUUCUCAAUGAGUUUGUGGCCUAUCAGAAGUUGUCAGAGUACAUUAAGAGGCGGAAUGCAGGUGGGCCAGAGUACGUGAACAACGUAAAGCAGUAUAUGUCUGUUCACUCUGAAACCAUCGCAACCUACGCUCUGUGUGGCUUUUCCAACUUUGCUUCUCUGGGGAUGUCAGUUGGAGCUCUGUCUGCGAUGGCUCCAGAAAGACGGACUGACUUCUCCUGCUGUGGCCUCAGAGCUCUGAUUGCAGGAAGCGUCUCCUGUUUCAUGACAGCUUGUAUCGCAGGUGUGUUGUACAUCCCCAAACUUCAGUGUCCACAAUUCCUGAGCACGGAGUUCAACAAAACCAACCUGACCAUCACCACACAACUAGUCACCUGCUGCACACAACUGUACAACAGUGUGAUGGUGAAUGAGCCAUGGAACGUGACGAUCAGGGAAGGAUUCAGUCAGAGUUGUCUGCAGGGCUGCUGCACCAUCACACCCCCAACACACUUCAACUGCAGCUUGGUGCUUUGAAUCACUGUGAACACACACACACACACACACACACACACAGCUCUAUGGCAGUCAUGUGUGUUGUUUUUUUAUGUAUAUUCUUUACUGUUUAUAAUGCAUUUUCAAUCACGUUAGCCUUCAUUGGUUUUGUAGAAAGAAUAUCAGUUAUAUCAUGAAAAAUUAAAAUUAAAAAUAGGAGUAAGGAUCAUGAAGAAUUAAAAAAACGUGAAAAUAUUAACCAGACUUUAUUGUGAACCAAGUAUCUAAAAUGAAUUAUCUAUCAGGUCAUCUGUGGUAAUGCUGUAUUAUAAUUAUGUAUUGUAGUAUAUAUAAUUUGUUUUCAAUGAUCUCUAAUGUAAAAUGGUACAUUUUCCUACAACAGCUGAGGGCACAAGUUAAAUUUAUUACUUGGAAAGACAGAUUAAAAUUUCCCCAACAGAAUUUAACUAAAUACCAAAAUGUUAGUGAUUUAGACUUAAAGACUUUCAAAUGUGUAAACAUCAUCAAAAAUAUUUGUAUGAAUGAUUAGAGUAGUAAAAUUAAUAUUACUACAUGUGAGUUGGAGCAACAUUUUAUAAAUGUUUGAUUGCAUCAUCAUUUGCAAAAUGGAUACAAAGGUUCAAUACAUUUUAAUUUGUAUUAGCUGCACAAAUGUGCAAAUAAUCACACAUAAACUCAACACAACUUGAGAUCAAUACAAGUUUUGGCAUCUGAUUACUGAGAUUUACUAAGUUUAUGAUGAUUGAGUCAAUUCCAGAAGUAGUAAGAGACAGGCAAGUGGACUGUUUGGAUAUUUAGGCUUGUAUAUACUGUAUGCUGUUUUUUUCCCAGAACAUGAAAAAUUAUGAUAAAUGAUCAAUUAGGCAGUUAAUUUGUUCUGUUUAGUUUGUCUUUUGUAAGUAUAUUUGACAGUAUUGUGAUUUUGUUUGUGUCCUAUCUGCCUACACAAUGGCCUUACUAAGUUUUAGCACCAUGUGGUACAAAAGCAAAGGAUUUUCCAAUCCACCAUAAACUACAAAGAAAGAAGAGAAAAAUUACCAACAGACACCUUUUAUUUAUUUUAAUUUCUCACUUUUCUGCCUCGCUUGAAUGAACCUAGUGUGGCUAGAAGAAGCUCUGUAUAACAUGGCCACUGGAUGUCACUGGUGUCCUCUGGUUCCCAAUCAGAAAAACGUACUGAAGUGAAUGACAGAUCCAUUUGCUAUAGACCAGUCAGUCAUACUGGCUUGACUUGCAGUCCAAUUGUCAGAGCAAGUGGCCCAUUAAUACCAUCAGAGAUGAUGGAUUCCCACCACCCACCAAACAAAGAGGAGGGUAUCACAGUUGUCCACUUUCAACAUCUGCAUGUGUGAGACGUGCAUGCAGUCACAGAGACGGCAAAUGACAGUCUCUUCAUUAAAUCUGCCACAGGCAAAAGGUCAGAUGGCUCCCUUCUCGGCAGGCAGGAGAUGUGUUCACAUGUGUGAAUUUCACACACCCACAGAGAGGGAACAUUAGACUCCGCCAUCAGACACUGACACAUAGGGCAUUUUUAGGCUCCAUGUUACCAUGUGUCUCCCGUUAAAAAAACAGUGAGCUCAUUUUCAUUUUCAUGAAUGUCGGCACUGUCAAGAAAAACAAUGAUCUUAAAGCAUGAAGCAGUUAGAUCAGGAGGGUAAAGCAAACAAAAUUUCUCUGGGAAUAUUAAGAAGUCAGGAAUGAUUUGAACUCUCUGUAUGUGUAGGGACAAGAACGAAAAACUUUGGAAAAAUGAGGCAAAGUACAAUUUUUGUAAGGUCAUGUCAUAAACUGUGAUUUUGCUGGUACAAGCAAGUGACCUUUUGAAUUCUGCAUGUCCUUAUUGGCUAAUGUAUGGAAAUAAUAAUAAUAUCAUGACAAAACAACUAAAUAAGAACAAAAUAAUUUGUGUUGGACUGCAGGAUCAAUUUCCAUCUUGCUAAAUAAAGCUGGACUGAGAAAUUAGAAAAAAAAACAAUGACAAAAUGUUCAGUUUUUAGUUGUGUAAGGAUGAAAAUCAGCUGUUUGACCAACACAAACACAUGUGAAUGUGUUCUUUAUUUGUUCAUUAAUGCGUAUUGUCCAUUUUAAAUAAAAUAAAUAAAUAAAAAACUACAGUGUAUGAAAGUCCGAUUCAA
Messenger RNA from Thunnus maccoyii (southern bluefin tuna), 4015 nucleotides. RefSeq names its product solute carrier family 28 member 3-like. The record is from RefSeq and is a predicted model, not a curated record. The transcript is spliced from 16 exons. Gene Ontology annotation, molecular function: pyrimidine- and adenosine-specific:sodium symporter activity. Gene Ontology annotation, cellular component: membrane. NCBI's taxonomy places the organism in Eukaryota, Metazoa, Chordata, Actinopteri, Scombriformes, Scombridae. Gene Ontology annotation, biological process: pyrimidine nucleoside transport; purine nucleoside transmembrane transport. The coding region runs from base 99 to 1901 and encodes 600 amino acids.